AUGGCAUCCCUCAUGCCACUGAAGGAUAAGAAGCUCAUGGAGGUUAAAUUUGGAAAGAUGCCAAGCUGGAUAUUGAUGCAGAAUUUCACCUGCAAUGGCAUAGUGGGAGCCUUUCAGAGAGGUUCUGACCCGUAUUACAAGUACAGCCACGUGCAGAAAGGCAGCAUCUUGGGGAUUAACAUGAUGCUGGCAGCCUACGUGGUUUUCAGCUAUUGCAUUUCUUACAAGGAACUCAAACAUGAGCAGCAAGUACCACUGAAGGGUCAAUGGAGGGCACUACACACCUGA
This is a messenger RNA of Onychomys torridus (southern grasshopper mouse), 288 nucleotides long. Its product is annotated as ATP synthase subunit f, mitochondrial-like. The transcript is spliced from 2 exons. Gene Ontology annotation, molecular function: proton-transporting ATP synthase activity, rotational mechanism. Bases 1 to 288 code for a protein of 95 amino acids. The record is from RefSeq and is a predicted model, not a curated record. Gene Ontology annotation, biological process: proton motive force-driven mitochondrial ATP synthesis. Lineage: Eukaryota; Metazoa; Chordata; Mammalia; Rodentia; Cricetidae.